AGAGUAAGUUGAUAGUCAUGAAUUUAAGUAAUUAUGAAUUAUAUCUUAAAGAUUGAUGGUGAAUUGAUGAAUGUUGCUUUUCUCACUUUGUUACAAUUUAUAUUUGACACAUCAUGUAUGGAGUAUAAUAUUUUUGUACAAGCAAAUGCAUGCUAUUUUCACAGAUACUAUGAGCCACAUUGGAGACACCUGCGGUGGAUUCAAGAUGACAGCUUAAACCGCAAUUUAGAAAUGAGAAUGAGCAAAACUGGAAUAGAAGAAAGAUUGAAAAUAUUUGGGAAUAAGGCAAAUUACAAUGGUUUAAAAUAGAUAAAAAAAUAAGUGAAAAAAUCAUAUGUUUUAAAAUUCUACAUAAUGAACUAAGUUUCUUUCCUUUUAGGGCAUGAAAGAGCUAAAAGCCCUCGUUUUGGAGGAGUUUGGUGUUUUCAAGCCAAAAUCCAAGCUAAGAAUUGGAUAUGCUCCUGGAUGUUUUUUGACAGUAAAGAAUUGUCAAAAUGAUGCAUUGAGAGCAAAAUUAGAAGAUGAGAUGGGGCAGAACAUGAAUGUCGGAGUUCAAUAUUUCAAAGACAUCCUGUUUGUAGAGGCUGAAAUUUGUAGUCGCCUCCAUUUUGUUAAAUUCUUCUAUUUCAGAUACUGAUAGAAGACUAUAUCCAAUAAAAUCUUAAGUAACGAGAAGGAGAAAAAGCUAUUUAUUGUGAACAAUAUGAGUGCCAAAUAAUAUAAGAUCAAUACUAUUGACCUUAAUGGUAACAAUGAAUAAACUUGCAGGUAUAUUGUUACAAACGCCCAGGAUACAUGUACAUGUGUGUGACUUAUGUUAUUCUCGAUAUAGCUUAACAAUAGACUGGGAUACAGAUGUUUUAUUGUAAUGUUAUCUGUAUAGCAUAUCAAGAGACUAGGAUACAGGUGUUUGAUUGUAAUGUUAUCUGUGUAGCAUAUCAAGAGACAAGGAUACAGGUGUUUGAUUGUAAUGUUAUCUGUAUAGCAUAUCAAGAGACUGGGAUACAGGUGUUUGACUACUGUAAUGUUAUCUGUAUAGCAUAUCAAGAGACUAGGAUACAGGUGUUUGAUUGUAAUGUUAUCUGUAUAGCAUAUCAAGAGACUAGGAUACAGGUGUUUGAUUGUAAUGUUAUCUGUAUAGCAUAUCAAGAGACUGGGAUACAGGUGUUUGAUUGUAAUGUUAUCUGUAUAGCAUAUCAAGAGACUAGGAUACAGGUGUUUGAUUGUAAUGUUAUCUGUAUAGCAUAUCAAGAGACUGGGAUACAGGUGUUUGAUUGUAAUGUUAUCUGUAUAGCAUAUCAAGAGACUAGGAUACAGAUGUUUGACUACUGUAAUGUUAUCUGUAUAGCAUAUCAAGAGACAAGGAUACAGGUGUUUGACUACUGUAAUGUUAUCUGUAUAGCAUAUCAAGAGACUAGGAUACAGGUGUUUGACUACUGUAAUGUUAUCUGUAUAGCAUAUCAAGAGACUAGGAUACAGAUGUUUGACUACUGUAAUGUUAUCUGUAUAGCAUAUCAAGAGACUGGGAUACAGGUGUUUGACUACUGUAAUGUUAUCUGUAUAGCAUAUCAAGAGACUAGGAUACAGGUGUUUGACUCUCAUGUUUUUUUCUCAGUAGCUUAAGAUAAAUCAAAUUAUAUUAUGAUCAUAUAAAAAAAUUAAAUGUUAAAACUUAAAACAAAAGAGGGUUAUCUGAGUUGUGUU
Molecule: messenger RNA, 1704 nt
Organism: Saccostrea cuccullata (small rock oyster)
Lineage: Eukaryota; Metazoa; Mollusca; Bivalvia; Ostreida; Ostreidae
Exons: 3
Coding region: 383-637 (84 amino acids)
Molecular function (GO): protein binding
Source: RefSeq, a predicted model, not a curated record